Molecule: messenger RNA, 1825 nt
Organism: Cuscuta campestris
Lineage: Eukaryota; Viridiplantae; Streptophyta; Magnoliopsida; Solanales; Convolvulaceae
Source: the annotation of a GenBank genome assembly
AUAACCAAAAGCUCUUCCAUUUAGCACCCAUUUCAGAUACGUAAAUUAAUCUCUUCAUCACACCAUAUUUUCUCCUUUCUCUUACCUUCUCUAUUAGCUUUCCGUGUCUCUCGAUCUCACUCUAUAUAUAUGUACCUGAGCAGGUCUGUCAAAGGGUGAAUUUGAAGAGAACCCAAAGGAAGAGAGAGCUAUACAGGGGGGCCUCUCCAGAGUCCAGCCCCUCUGCUCCUCAUAUAUGCCUCUCUUCUGAUCUCGAGUUUUCUCAAUCUGUUUUGGAGCCUCAACCUUUUAUUUUUUUUUGGAUGGAAAUGGAGCCUGGAAAGUUGUUCGUUGGUGGCAUAUCUUGGGACACCACUGAAGAACGUCUCAGUGCUUAUUUCCAAACAUUUGGGGAUAUGGUUGAGGCAGUUGUCAUGAAAGAUCGGACCACAGGGCGCACCCGUGGUUUUGGUUUUGUUGUUUUUUCUGAUCCUUCUGUUGCAGAAAGAGUUGUCAAGGAAAAACACACCAUCGAUGGUAGAACUGUGGAGGCAAAGAAGGCUGUGCCUAGGGAGGAUCAAUACUCAAGUAGGAACAAUGGAAGUAUACAGUCUCCACAAAGUACGAUGCGCACCAAAAAGAUUUUUGUAGGUGGCUUGCCAUCCUCCGUAACUGAAAGCGACUUCAAGGAGUACUUUGAUCAAUUCGGAACGAUCACAGAUGUUGUGGUGAUGUAUGACCAUAACACACAGCGGCCCAGAGGUUUUGGGUUCAUAACCUAUGACUCAGAGGAAGCUGUGGAUAAUGUUUUGCACAAAACAUUUCAUGAACUUAAUGGAAAAAUGGUUGAAGUCAAGCGUGCUGUUCCCAAGGAGCUAUCACCAGGGCCAGCCAGAAGUCCAUUAGGGGGAGGAUAUACAUAUGGUUUGAACAGAGUGAGCAAUUUUCUGAAUGCAUACACCCAAGGUUACAAUCAGACCCCAAUAGGAAGCCAAGGAGUAAGAAUGGAAAGAAGUAGUCCAACUGGUGUAGGGCGAAGUGGUUAUUCGUCAAUUGCUCCAUCUGGCUAUAAUUUUGGACCAAGUCUAGACCCGUCAAUGAGUUCAAAGUACGGCGGGGGUUUGAGUUAUAAUCUGGGGUUUGGAAAUGAUAUGGAUUCCUUUUAUGGUGGGAAUUCAAAUCGGCACAUUGGUCAAAUUCGAUAUGCUUCGGGAAUAGAUGGAAGUGGUUCAAUGCUGUCGUCAGCGGGUCGGAGCAUGUUGGAAAAUGAGAACGGGUUUUACAGUAGGAACCCUGGAAAUGUGACCGAAUAUGUUGGAUCAAUAACUGGGAAUAGUACCGGAUUGGAUGCUGCCCUUGGAGGAGGUCUUGGAACGAUUUGGGGUUCCUCUUCUAUCUCACGCCAAGGAGGAGUGAGGAAUGGGGGAACAGGUAAUUAUGGGGCUGGCAGUUUUGCUGGUGCCGGAGGUUAUGGACAAAAUAUUGUCAAUAGUGCGACAAAAGAUGUUCUUCGUACCGGAGAUUUUGGGAUGUUGCGUGAGAACGGGAGGAGUUCAUUAUACAAGGAUCCGACAUGGCGUUCACUAUCUCCAGAGCUAGAGGAGCGUUCUACGCCUUUCAACUAUGGGCUUGGAAGUAUGGCGGCUUCAGAAGCUAUACCUAACAACCCGCUUGGUUACGUUGGCAUGUUAUAGUGUCACAAUUUAAUAGAGGUGCGUAUUAGUUUGUGUUUUUUUUAUUGUCGUCGUUCUACUUUGAUUUAGUAUCUGAACAAAUUGUGCAUUACAGUAUUAUAUUCGAUGAACUUAUUGUUGCUCUAACUGCCGAAUGAAGUGAGAAUCGGGAU